This is a messenger RNA of Diuraphis noxia (Russian wheat aphid), 3736 nucleotides long. RefSeq lists its product as uncharacterized. NCBI's taxonomy places the organism in Eukaryota, Metazoa, Arthropoda, Insecta, Hemiptera, Aphididae. Gene Ontology annotation, molecular function: protein binding. The record is from RefSeq and is a predicted model, not a curated record.
GACACGCACAGUCAAAUGCCAGUUAGUUGCCCAAACACACUUAGGUAUAAUUUUCGGAGUAGCAUGACAAUUUAUUAUUAAUGGCUCAGUUGUUGAAUAUUUCGUUUAAGAAGAACGACCUUUACUCCUCGUGGGGUUUUCAAGUAUGUGGCGGAAGAGACAGUUGGCGACCAUUGACCGUGAGAAAUGUGCAAAAUGGCACUUUAGCCUACAACUAUUUAAGUGUCGGUGAUCGAGUCUUAGAGAUCGAUGGCAUAGACUGUUAUUCAUUAACCGAAUCUCAGGCAAUCAGUUUUCUACGUAGGCCAAGUAAUUCAAUUGAACUUUUGAUAUUAAAACGACGGGGUGAAAACGUCGUACCACCCAAAAGGUCGUCCAGUUGUAAAGCUUUACAAAAUUUUGUCUUUCCAAAACAUCAGAGUAUAUCAGAACCGUGUUCUCCACGCCACCAAAUUAUCAAUAAUAAUAUAGAAAUCUCUGCUAAUUCAGAAAACCAAUUUCGAGAAUUUGAAGAAUCAGAUAAUAAAUGCCUAAAACGAUGUUUUGAAGAACCCAACAAAGAAUUUACCUCGCUACCAAUAAAAAAUGAAAAUGAGGUAUUACAGUUUUCUAACUUCAAACCUCGAAGGAAUUCGUUACAAAAAGACGGUGAACUCGUGUUUCUCAGAAGUCGGUCGAGUUCACCGCAAUUCUGGAAAACAAAUGUGGAAACGUCGGUCACUGGACCACCUAGUGACUGUAAAAGUUUUUGGAAAAAAUUAGAAAAAUGUUCAAUGGAAGAUUUGAGUGUCCGUCGCACUCCAAGUCCAGUAAGACCAGCGAGUGUGGCAUUCUAUUCUAAAACACCCGAACCUAUUGUUCAGUCAAAAGCUGAAAUAGUUUCAGCAAGAAAAAAGGUGACUUUUAGUAACGUGUUGUUGGAGAGAAAUUAUUUGCAAAUGGAUUUACCAGAUUUAUCUCCUGGGUCAAGAGUUGAUGAAGAAUUCAAUAAAAUAUACAACAGUUCCCGUCAGGAAGAACAGCAUCAAAUAGGAGCGAAAGACUUAGCUGCUGGAGAUAUGUCCGCACCACCCCCACCAGCACCUCCACCACUGCCAUAUUCUGGAGGUACAAUUCAAGGUGGUCCGCCCCCACCACCACCUCCACCAAUGUUGCAUAGUGGACACAUUCCAGCUAUUAGAAUAAAAACUGAGCUGAAUGAACCUAGAGAAAUACCAUCAACCAUACAAAAUGCAAUGGCUACCAAAGACAAAAAACCAUUUACUUAUCUUCCAGGUGGAUUAGAUUUGAGUGAGAUUAGAAGUCCUCGAAUGCAAAGGCGCUUAGAAAGAAAUGCCCAGACUCCGCCUAGCCCGGAAGAAGUACCUCAAAAAUCUCCAGACUAUCAGCAACAACAAGAGAUGAAACCAAACUGUGAACAAAAACCAGUUUGUAACGUGCGCUCUGCCUCGGAAAGAGUAUGUCUGUUGCCCCAAGUUCAACAUCAACCAUUGCUGAAUAAGUCGCCUACUCCUUGGAUGCAAAAGGCUGCGCAAAUUCAACCCUCCCUAGCUCCAUGGACCCAAAACAAAAAAGAAUAUGUUGAUCAGGUUGAUAAAACAGAAGAACGAGUUAUACCCGUACGAGUUGAAAUUAAUAAACCAACACAACCGUUGAAGAAUAAUAUAAACCACUCGUAUGAUUCUGAACCGAUACAAGGACGUUCAUUUAAAGUGCUUCAACAAAUUACUGAGCCAAAAGGCGUGCUAUAUGAUGGUACUCAGCCCUAUAACAGCCAAUCAUUACCCUUAUCUGAACUCAGAAAGUUGCAGUUAAGUGAUGACGACCGAUCUUUCAUGAAUAGAGUUAAAUCUCAAGUUGACGAUGAUAAAUUUUUACACAACGAAACGGACCCUCGUUACAAAGGUGCGUCGAUUCCGUCUAGAAGUUUUCGAAUGUUGCAAACAUUAACGAACUCUGCACCUGUACCGAUGGAUAACAGCAACUACAAACAAUCGGCACCGAUAAACAAUUACGUAUCAGUAGAACCUAUAGAAUCCAAAAUUUAUGUACCACCGUCAGAGAGACCUGUCGUCUCAGAACCGCAUAAGUAUACCGGUGGCUCUAUACCAUCCAGAUCAUUCAGAAUAUUACAAGCUAUGACUGGCCAAAAUAACGAAGAAGAAGAAGAACAACAACAAAAUGACUUAUUAAACCUGCAAUCGCACACCCCUUAUCCUUUUCUAUGUCCCGAAUUUUGGCAACAUUACAAUUAUCUAAAGGAAUUUCACGACUUACACUGCGCUGGUUCUGCGUCUGUGACAGAUCAGCAACAAUACCAGCACCAACAAAAACAACAACACCACCAUCAAUAUCAACAACAACAAUUGGUACAGACCGGUGUCGCGUCGGCUGCAGACUCCAUCAACGCGGCGUAUGCCGGCCACGUGUUGAAUACCAUUGCCGAAGAAGAACCCGCUAACGACGAGAACGUUUCCUCACCGUUCGAUGGCGAUACCGACACGAGUGAAUGCGAAGUUACGGUGACGGUGACGUUGCCACUGAAGAAAGUUGUCAUCGAGACGAUGGAACAGGAAGAACAGGUGUCGACUAGUUCGCCGGUGGACUUUUGGCAACAAAUCAACGACGGUGCAGGAGGUCCGGCCGACACGUCUACGUCGGACAACGUCAAUGAGUGUUCGGAUCACGAAGAGCCAUCGGCCGUCGUUUGUCAGACGGAGAGUCUGCUGCAGAAGCCGUCGGGGGCCGCUUGUCCGCCGGACGACCAGGCGGUCGGUGACCUGCAGUCGACGGAUCGCGAAGACGACGACGCCGAUUCGGGCAUUACUACUACAUCGUCGGCAGACAUGACGAGUCGACCAUCUUUCGACAAAGACGUGAUCGGUGGUGGUAGAAGUGGAGGCGUCAGCGUCGGUUCAAAGAAAUACCAAAGAACGUGCACGCACUCGCGACUCUUCGACUUUUUGCAGCGCGAUGAUGACGACGACGCCUACGACGAUGACGGCGCAGAUUCCAGCAACGUUAUUUCGGACAUGAGAAACAAGCCGCCGCAGUCGUGUACUUCCGGUUACUCUUCGGCGGCCACCACGCCGUCCACGCCGUCCGUGGUAGGCAGAAGUCGGACUUACGAAUCGGACUUGGCCCGGACAGAGUAUGACAGUUACUACAAGAGCUGGGAGUACGCUUGCCCGUACUUUGGAUACGACAUACUGCCGUCUAAGGCGUUUAAGACCAUCGCGACACGGCUUCAGAACAGCGACGGUCCCGUGGCGACCUGCAAGUCCCCGACGACUACUGCUGCAGGCACCAUCACCACCAGGUUCAAGUGUCCCAAAAUUCCUGCCGGAGAAGACGGAUCUUAAACUCGUCUCUUCCCCGUCACCAUCCCUUACCCAAGCACUUUUCAUUUCUCUCGUUUGGGUUUUUUUUUACGAUUUUUUAAGGUAAUUUAGGUGAAUCUGACUUCUGAUUUGGAAUGACGGUAACCACAAUCAAACUGCUUUUACAUUAAAUGAUUUAUAUUUGUAUGAUGGUUUACACAUUUUUUGCUAUAUUCAUAUUUGUAUAAAUAAUUUUAACUAUUUAGUAUUGUAGGUAAACUGAAGUUACAUUAACACAUAAUUCUAGCUUAAUAUAUAAUAUUUAUGUUGUCUAAUGUCUAUAUUAUAAAAAGAAUAAUUGUAAUAAAAAUGGAUAAGUUCAAAACCAUGAAUAAAAAACGGUCUUCACAGUUGUA